AUGGUGAUCGUUGAGGAUUCCGGCGACUGGGACACCGAGAGAAAGACAGAUCCCAGAGAUAUGCUGUUUGGGCGCGUGUUCGGAGGGCUUCCGAACGGCCGCCUAGGACGGCGGUCGAUCAAGGCGGGGGGAUCGGCGGGGAACUCUGUUCUACGGGUCGACCCCGUGACAGAGCCAUCCACUCCGUCUUCCUCUUCGGCGGACCUCACAUCCUUCAACACUUUCCCCCGGAGUGAAGGGUGGAGCGCCGCCAGCCGUGGUCAAGAGGCGGCGGCAUGGCCCGGUCAGUCGCACCGGCAGCGUUCUUUUUCCGGCCGCAGUCAACGACCUCGUGAGCAGCAGGUCAACCUGGCGGAUUCCGCGGCGUGGCUGUUCAUCGUCGGCCCCGUGCUGGGAGAGGGAACGGGGGUACUAGGUGGUGGUGCUGUUGCCGCGGCAGUCUUGGACGCGCCCGUCCCGGUCUCCGCUUCCGUCGACAAUACGGCCGGCGGCCGCGGCGGCCGCGGCGGCCGCGGCGGCGGCGCUAAAGAUGCCCCUGCCUCGAGAACGACGAAUGGCUUCGUCUCGUGGUUCCGGUCUCCCCGAUCGCCGAGCCCGGGGACAGGGCGGAUGUGCCGGGCGAUGAGGGCGGUGUCGGCGACCUUGUCGUCGUUGGUGUGUCCGUGCUUCGAGAGGAUGUAUGACUACGACAACGACGACGAUGGCCAGAGCGAUACUUGCAGAGAAAGGGAGUAG
Ectocarpus siliculosus is the source of this 735-nucleotide messenger RNA. Lineage: Eukaryota; Phaeophyceae; Ectocarpales; Ectocarpaceae. The record is from the annotation of a GenBank genome assembly.